UUUGCGCCUCCUCCUUUUAUCAGUCACGUUAUUGAGGAAGCCUGCAAUUAUCUUAUGGUGGUUAAAAGACCCACAACUUAGGAGCUACAGAGACCUAUCGGCUAGAGGCAGCAGCAGAAGUGCACCAGGUGAUUAAAAGCAACUAGGAGUUCACCUAGUUCAGCCUCAUACUGUAUCUGGAAAGACAUUCAUCUGAAAACUCAUUAUUUUACACUGCAUUCUGAUUUCUGAAAACGGGCGUCUGGGAGACAAAUGACAGGUAUGGUCGUCAUGGAAUUUAACACAUCGGAUGAAAAUGACACUUACUACUAUCUCGAUGGAGCGGCACCCUGCCACAACAACAAUAUGGAUUUGAACAGUACAGGCUUGGCCGUCACCUACAUCAUAGUGGUCCUUGUCAGUCUGCUGGGGAACAGCCUUGUCAUCUAUGUGAUAUGCUGUAUGGAGAGAAGGAAGACCUCCACAGAUGUGUACCUGAUGAACCUGGCCCUGGCUGACCUCCUCUUCUCCCUGACCCUCCCCCUGUGGGCCGUCUACGUUCACUCCGAGUGGAUCUUCGGCACCACGCUUUGCAGACUUGCAUCUGGCUUGCAGGAGACGACCUUCUACGGCGGCGUCCUGCUGCUGGGCAGCAUCAGCGUUGACCGCUACCUGGCCAUCGUGAAAGCCACGCAGGUGAUCGUGCACAAGCGCCACCUAGUGAGUGCAGUGUGUGCCCUCGUGUGGCUGGUGGCGGGGAUGCUCGCUCUGCCGGUCUGCAUCCAUAAGGAGGCCUUCCAGCCCUCUGGCUCACCCAGGUAUGUGUGCCAUGACAACGUGACGGGCAAGAAAAUGGAGCAAUGGCAGCUGAGCAUGAGGCUCCUACGCUAUAUUGUGGGUUUCUUCAUCCCACUGAUGGUCAUGAUUUUUUGCUAUGGCAGCACUUCCUGCACGCUUUACCGAUCACGCAACAGUCAGAAGCACAAGGCCAUGAGAGUAAUCCUGUCCGUGGUGCUGGCCUUCGUACUCUGCUGGCUCCCCUACAAUAUCGCCGUCCUCGUCGAUAUCCUGAUGCGAGGAAACCUGCUCGACGAAUCCUGUGAUCUCAGGCAACAAGUGGCAUUUAGCCUCAUGGUGACGGAGAUCCUGGCCUUCUCGCACUGUGCUGUCAACCCCGUCCUGUAUGCCUUCAUCGGGCAGAAGUUCCGUGACGAGCUUCUCACUACGCUCUUCAAGCACGGGCUCAUUAACAAGAAGGUCCUGUCCACCUACAGGAAGAACUCAGUAUACUCUUUCUCUGGGAACACUUCUAUCACCCGAUAAUCAGUUCAGCACUUGGCCCACUGACUCCAAAAGUAAAGUCAAAUCAAGUCGUCAUAUCAAGUCAAGUCAAGUCAUGUCAUGUCAUGUCAUGUCAUGUCAUAUUAAGUGAAGUCAAGUGGGCUGUAUUGUCAUGCCAUCCAUAUACAGGUAUAUAGUGAAAUAACAUUUCCCAAGGACCAUGUGUAACAUACAGAUAGUGAAUGACAAUGGAGGGUUUUUACAAUACUUAGACUACAAUACAGAGUACAGCAUGAAACUGGGGGUGGGGGGGAACACAGCAGUUUAUAUACAUAGUGCUAUGUGAAUGUAAACAAUAAGUAAGGGUUCAGCUUUGUAUUUGUAACAUUUUUAAUAGCAUAUCUUACUCUCUGCAGCACGGUUGUUUUGUUUUGUCUCUUGUCAUUCUGUGGGACGUAUGGUAGGUAGACAAGGUGGAAACACAGUGUAAUAUGGAGAUUUCUGUUGAAAAGAUGCUAAGACUUAGGGUUAAGUGUUUUAUCUGACCUAAAUAUCUUCACUUAGAAUGAGGUAAGGAGCAUGCACUGAUACAGUGCGUUGCCACACCCAUCACAUGGCAAACCACCUCAGGGAUGAGAACCUGAGUGCAGCUGUGCAGUGUGAGUUUUUUUUCCAGUGGCCGCGAUGCCAAUCCUGCCAACAAGGAUCACAACUGAGGCCAAGUAGAUAUAUUCUGUACCAGAUUCUUUUGUGAAAUUAAUAAUUCUACUUCCUCUUCAUCAAGACAAAGUUCUUGUUAAUACAGACACAAAGGAAACAGACAGUGAGGUCACAGUUACAAACACGUCAUCACUUUGACAUUUGCAUUCACAUUUAUUGCAGUAAACUGUGAGAAUAAUCUAUUGUUCUGUCUUCCACACAUGUCCUGGAAACCAUGUCAUAUUAAAAGUGAUUUUAGUUUAAGGCUGUAAAGGAUAUUACUCAUUUCAUAUUCUGAAGAUGUACCUACCUGUGCUUGAGGUCUUACAGCAGCAUGUGAACACUGAUAAGCUCCUCUACAGCACCAAAGCUCUACCAGUCCCACAGCAAAGGAACUCAAAGAACUACAUGCAACAAGUUACAGUUGAAAUAAUCGUUAGAACAGCUAAGAUGCGUGUACUAAGUCAGUGGUCUUGAACUGGUUUAGAUUCAAGACCCACAUUUUCCUUAGUCACAACCCAAAUUUUAAAGAUUUUGGACCAAAUUUUUUCACAAAUAGUGUAGCUCCUGGCUCUUCAAAUCUCAAAUCUGUUGAUAUGUAUUUUGUCAUGCAAAUUUAUAUGCAUAUGGAAUUUUUGGUGAUACUGAAGUGAAUUUAUAAAGACCAUUUUAAAAAUGUGGGUGGCUUUCUUUUGACAAGUAAAAAACCCUGUUUUCUGUUGUAUUGCCUUUAUUCUGUCAGUAAAUAAAACUGUAUAAAAUGCUUGCUACACUGCAAAUCGUUAUGUGUUUGCCAAUAUGUAAAAUCUUAUCUUUAAUAUCUCUAUAUUAUCUUUUUUAAAAAAAAAAUUGUUUACUGGUUUCUCUCUUUGAAUUUGUGGUAUAUUCUUAUAUUGAUCUAUCUUAUAUAUCUCAAUUAGUCAGAAGAUCUUAUAAUUGACCGGUUUACUGGUAAAACAAGCCACAUUAGACAACUUAUUAAUUUUACCAUGCCUUUUCCCCUGAAAACUUGUUCAAGAUUCAUUAACAAGCUUAAGCAAGUUGCUUGAUUUAAGAACCGCACAAGGCAUAAUUUUUUUUUAAAUAUACCAUAUUUUUUUAUUCAAUGAAAAAUGGCCUAAUAUGCUUCACCUACAAAGAAAAUGAAAGAAGAUUCUUGUCUCUUUCUCUGUUUCUCUCUCUAGCCGACUCUUUUACUAUCUUGAACCCCCCCCCCUUGUU
This is a messenger RNA of Paramormyrops kingsleyae, 3180 nucleotides long. RefSeq names its product chemokine (C-X-C motif) receptor 2 (gene cxcr2). NCBI's taxonomy places the organism in Eukaryota, Metazoa, Chordata, Actinopteri, Osteoglossiformes, Mormyridae. Gene Ontology annotation, cellular component: external side of plasma membrane; membrane. Gene Ontology annotation, biological process: positive regulation of cytosolic calcium ion concentration; G protein-coupled receptor signaling pathway; neutrophil chemotaxis. The record is from RefSeq and is a predicted model, not a curated record. Gene Ontology annotation, molecular function: C-C chemokine receptor activity; C-X-C chemokine receptor activity; C-C chemokine binding.